This is a messenger RNA of Gaeumannomyces tritici R3-111a-1, 3095 nucleotides long. RefSeq lists its product as hypothetical. Lineage: Eukaryota; Fungi; Ascomycota; Sordariomycetes; Magnaporthales; Magnaporthaceae. The record is from RefSeq and is a predicted model, not a curated record. Bases 1 to 2640 code for a protein of 879 amino acids. The transcript has 2 exons. Gene Ontology annotation, molecular function: protein binding.
AUGCGCCUAAUCGACACAACCACCCUCAGUCUCGUCGACGUGGUCGCCGAAAAUGCAAAGCCUUACGCCAUUCUCUCCCACACGUGGGAAGACGACGAAGUCACCUUCGAACACAUGCGGAUUUUGAGCCACCCAAAGUUGUCCAGCCCAGAGGUCAUGAAGGACAUAGAAUCCCGCGCCGGCUACCAGAAGAUCCAGCAGGCGGCUGCCCUCGCGCGGGGCGACAAUUAUGAUUUCAUCUGGAUCGAUACUUGUUGCAUCGACCAGGCCAGCAGCGCCGAGCUCUCGGAAGCAAUCAAUUCCAUGUUCUCUUGGUAUCGCGACGCUGCCGUGUGCUACGCCUACCUUUUCGACGUCCCCCGUGUCCCGCUCGCCCAGAGCCGCUGGUUUAAGAGGGGCUGGACCCUGCAAGAGCUCAUUGCGCCUUGUGAGGCCAUCUUCUUCUCGGGGGGGUGGCAGGAGAUCGGCAGGAAGACUUGUUCGAAGUUUUGUGACCAGUUGGCCGACAUUACGGGCAUUGACCGGCGCGUGUUGCUACGAACUGUGCCGCCAGCCGAUGUCAGCGUCGCCAACAGGAUGCGCUGGGCCGCCGGGCGCAACACCACCCGCCGCGAGGAUGUUGCCUACUGCCUCAUGGGCAUCUUCGGUGUCAACAUGCCCCUGCUUUACGGCGAAGGUGACCGCGCCUUUAUUCGAUUGCAGGAAGAGAUAUUGAAGGUUUCCGACGACACGUCCAUCUUCGCGUGGGAACAGGACGACGGCGCGCCCGGCGCCCCCCUAGAGGGCGAAGCACUAUACAGCCACGACAGGCUGUCUGGUCUGCUAGCCAGCUCUCCCGAAGCGUUUGCAAAUGUCGAAGGCAUUCGUGGGCUCCCCCGGCCGCCCACGCUGAAAAGCAUGCCUUGUACCAUGACAAACCAGGGUCUCCACCUGUCCAUGUAUCUUCAGCCUAUGCCUCCCGGGCCCAGCGGCCACUCCGACAGCGAGUUGUACAUCGCCUUCCUGGAUUGCUAUGUACUCCAGAGAGGCGAGCACGUUUACCCUACUCUGGUCCUCCGGAAGCUCCAAAGCGACCAGUUCGCGCGCUCAGGGUUGACCAAGCUGCUCAACAGGCGAGGCCCGUUGUCCGAGCAGGAUCAGCCCUCUGGACACGGCUACCAAGACUUUUACGUCAGGCAAGAGCCCAGACACUUCCUGCCAGACGUCUUGAUUGCCUCGAAUGAUGCUUAUCGAGUCAUCGACAUCUUUCCCCCGCAAUGCUGGUACUCCGACUCGCAUGCCCAGCUCGCGGCUGUGCUCUCAGACGUUAGCCUCUUACGCGCCAGUUGGGACUGGCGGACGAAGGAGACCGAGGGGUAUCCGGUAAUACCCAAGACUCUGGAAAACCCGCUUCAUCUCGCCGCGGCGUAUGGUAGCCCGGAACAUGUCGAGGAGAUGUUUGACGUCCUCCUGGGCGAGGGCUCCGGUUUGACGACGCGUAAUGCUGCCGGCGAGACGCCGCUUCACCGUGCCUGCGCCGCGGGGAACACCAUGGCGGUCCGACGCAUCAUGCGCUCUGACCAGACGGAAGCGCUGCUCUGGGCGCAGGACGAGCUUGACCGCUCCCCGCUGUGGCACGCGGCGUGUGCUGGGCAGUGGGAGAUCAUCCAGGUGCUACUUCGCAGGGCACCCGGCGGCCUCGUUGAUUUUGCCGAUAGCGAGGGUCGGACCCCGCUGCAUGCAGCGUGCCGCGAGGGCCACUCUGAGGCGGCGAGAGUCCUCCUAGAUGCGGGAGCGGACCCGGCCGCGGCGGCCGGGGCGACGUGCUUCACGCCCGCACACAUGGCCGCCCUCAUGGGACACGCCACCUGCCUCGAGGUGUUGUGGAAACACCCGCGGGUUUCCAAGUCCCAUAUGGGCCGCACCCUGCAGAACAUGGGGUCCGACGACUUCGGGCUUGGUUUCGACGUUUACUGCACGCCGUUCCACCUCGCCGUGGCGAACGGGCACCAAGACUGCGUCGAGGUGCUGCUUCAGGUCGUGGCCAACCCCAUCAGCAGCUGCACCCAUUUCAUAACCGUGUCCCACGAGCAAAAUGACGACUUGGACACGCCAAAGGCCAUGGUAGCAAUAGCGGCAAUGGACGCGGGCGACGGGGACAGGCUGGCCGCGGCGAUUUUCGAGCCGUCGCCUGGCCCGACGGGCAGCCUCUGGCGCGCCACCGUCAAGAAGGCCCUGGAGCGGGGCCGCGGAGCCAUCGACACGCGGCGCAUCAUCCGGUACACGGAGAUGACCUCCCACUCCUCGGGCCUGAUCAGCCUCGCCCGCUUCGCCGCCCGCCUCACCGCCCCGCUGGCUGCGCUCUCCACCCGGACUGCCGGGAAUGUUAGGGACAGGGCCCCGGUCAAGCUCCUCGAGCCGCCGCCGCCGCCGCCGCCGCCGCCGCCACCGCGCGAGCGAACGCCCGACUCCGCGGCUUCUUCCCGGUCGAGCAGUUCGUGUUCUAACCAAAGCUCUGGCACCAUGGAUAGCGCGUCAUCACACGUGGGAGCGGCCGGCUUGGUAAAGUGGUCGGCAAGGCGGAGCAAUCUGUUGGCGGCGGCGGCGCGGAGGGAGGAAGAUGUAUGGGAGCGAGAAUUGGCCUAUGGAUUCGACAGGUGACGUUGCUGCCCUUCGAACUCGUCUGUUUCUCUUUUGUGUUGUUCCUUUUGGAGAAGAAACAACGAUUCUGCAGGGGGGGGGGGGGUUGACGAGUAAUGAUGGAUUUGCUACCGGAAACGCCGUUGGGACAGGUCACACUCUCAUUUAGUUUUUUGCGCCCUGGGAAGUACCCCAUCUAGAAGCCCCUCGUAAUCCUCAACAAAGAGCCCGGCAGGGUGGACCAUUGGCAACUGGUGAUCCGUUCCAGCCCAUCCCGUUCCAGAUGUCAACACCAAUGUUGAAGCAUCAAGAAGUCGUGCCAAGAAAGACGCUAGUUUAGGACUAAAUCGGAGUCGACCCGUCCUAUCACGACUGCGCAGUCAACCACUAGCUCCACCUCGGCUCCAGUCCUUCCCCACCGCAGGGCGUUCACAGGCCGGGUACUGAUCCCGUCGUAUCUAAAAAUGGAAAAAGGA